Poecile atricapillus (Black-capped chickadee) is the source of this 1958-nucleotide messenger RNA. RefSeq names its product gastrulation brain homeobox 2 (gene GBX2). The coding region runs from base 176 to 1210 and encodes 344 amino acids. Gene Ontology annotation, biological process: regulation of nervous system development; regulation of transcription by RNA polymerase II. Gene Ontology annotation, cellular component: nucleus. The record is from RefSeq and is a predicted model, not a curated record. Lineage: Eukaryota; Metazoa; Chordata; Aves; Passeriformes; Paridae. The transcript has 2 exons. Gene Ontology annotation, molecular function: DNA-binding transcription factor activity, RNA polymerase II-specific; RNA polymerase II transcription regulatory region sequence-specific DNA binding.
UGCGCCCGGCCGCCGAGCUCUCGGGCCUCGGCCCCGCUCCGCCCCGGCUCUGCCCCGCGCUGAGGGCAGCGAGGACGCCGCCGCCGCCGCCGCCGCCGAGCAGCAGCAGGAGGAGGAGGAAGAGGAGGAGGAGGAAGGUGCUCGCUCGCUCGCUCGCUCCCGCCGCCGCUCCGGCAUGAGCGCGGCUUUCCAGCCCUCGCUGAUGAUGAUGCAGCGCCCGCUGGGAAGCAGCACGGCCUUCAGCAUCGACUCGCUGAUCGGCAGCCCCCCUCCGCCCGCCCCCGGGCACUUCGUGUACACCGGCUACCCCAUGUUCAUGCCCUACCGGCCCGUGGUGCUGCCGCCGCCGCCGCCGCCGCCGCCCGCGCUGCCGCAGGGAGCGCUGCCCCCCGCGCUGCCCCCCGCGCACCCGCACCACCACCAGCUGCCCAGCCUGCCCUCCGGCUUCUGCUCCAGCCUGGCACAGGGCAUGGCGCUCACCUCCACGCUCAUGGCCACGCUGCCCGGCACCUUCCCCGCCUCCCCGCAGCACCAGGAGGCCGCCAGGAAGUUCGCGCCCCCCGGGAACUUCGAGAAAGCCGAGGGGAUCCCCCCGGACGGCGGCGGCGAGGAUGGGAAAGGCUUCCUGGGCAAGGACGGGGCGCUCCUGCCCUUCCCCGCCGCCGACGCCGUCCAGGCUUCCCUCGCCGGGGCUCUCCGGGGCCAGGGCAAGGAGGAUCCCAAAGCAGAGGAGGACGCGAAAGGCAAGGAGGAAAGUUUCUCCAUGGACAGCGAUCUCGAUUAUAGCUCGGACGACAACAUCCCCGGCCAGGCUGCUCACAAGGAAGAGGACUCUGGCAACGCGCUGGAGGAAAACCCCCAGAACCCCCCCAAUUCCGCCAACACCACCUCCACGGGCAAAAACCGGCGGAGGCGAACAGCCUUCACCAGCGAGCAGCUGCUGGAGCUGGAGAAGGAGUUUCACUGCAAAAAGUACCUGUCCCUGACAGAGAGGUCCCAGAUCGCUCACGCCCUCAAACUCAGCGAGGUGCAGGUGAAAAUCUGGUUCCAGAACAGGCGGGCCAAAUGGAAACGGGUCAAGGCGGGCAACGCCAACUCCAAGACAGGGGAACCUUCCCGAAACCCCAAGAUCGUGGUGCCCAUCCCGGUGCACGUCAGCAGGUUCGCGAUCAGGAGUCAGCACCAGCAGCUGGAGCAAGCCCGACCCUGAUCUCUCCCUCCUCCUCCUCCUCCUACGCUCACAGCCACAAGGGUCUUUUUUUUUUUAAAUGGGAAAAAAGUUUCCAACCCGGGGUUUGAAGGCGACCCACCCGAAUAAAAACAGAAUGGAGAGAAGCAAAAACAAAAUAAAAAGAAACAAACCCCAAAACCCCCAACAACGACAACCACGACAAAACGCACCACCAAAAAAAAAACCCCACCAAACCUAAACCAACGCGAAAAUCAAACAAAACCCCUGGCGAGCGCAUGGCAAAUCCCCACCACGAGCGAACUUUAAAGCGAAACUUUCCACUGGCCGCCGAGGGAAGAGGCUUGGAAACUGUUUGGGUUCGGAGCAGGGAUAGCCCAGGCUGGAAGAGACCCCCACACACCCCUCCCACACACACACAGAUAUUUAUUGCGAGGCUGCCCCGCUUUGGACACCCUUGGCUGGCGCGGCGGAUGCGGAGCCGGCGCUGGAGCAUCCCCAGCGAAACCCGCGGCGCCUUUAACCCAUCUUUGGGCUUUUCUUUCUUAUUCGGGGGCGAAAGGUAAAAGAAAAACAACAAAAAAGACGAGAGAACAAACAAACGAACAAAAAAAAGAAACCCGAAAGAAAACUCAGAGUUUCAUUUCAUGCCUUUUUUUUUUUAUUGUUUGGUUUUAUUGCCGAUGGCUGAGUGGCAGGCACUGGGGAAUGAGUUUUAAAAUCUAAUUUUUUUUAAUUUUUUUUUUUUUUUUGCCUGGCUUUCUGUCGA